AUGCUUUCUGCCUAUGCCAAACGUCGGUGUUACGAUGACCCUACUGCCUCUGUAUUCUGCUCUCGCGUCCGUGCAAACGGUGGUUGCAAACAAGAUACCAAGAUGUCGAUUACAUUAUGCCGAAAAAGCUGCGGACGUUGCUUUAGACAUGGCGAGAUCGGCAUAAGUGAACCGCCGUCGCUAGAAUGUAGCGAUCUAGAAGCCAAACUUUGUCCAAGGUACGUUCGGGAGGGAUACUGCUAUUUCGAUCGAUGGACCAAGCUGAAUUGCCGACGCUCUUGUGAUCUCUGUCUUGGUAACGGAACUAGAGUUAUCAUCACCUACGAUGACCAUAUACAGAACUUCACCGAACCGGAUGCUUCAUACCCAUUUGCUAUUGCCGAUGAGUCUCAGCCCAUACUCCGAUUGUCGAGAAAGAACCUCACAGCUUCAGAGCCUCAAGAUUCUUUGGUGGCUUCGCGUUCUUAUAAGCAGCCCAUUAAUAGCGGAAAAUUGUAUUUAGUCGACUAUGGUGAUUCUCGUGCCAUCUUAGCCGCCUAUCAAAGAGGCCAAUGCUUAGACAGAGCCGACUGGCUUAUAUGUGCUGUGUUUGCUGAGCGUGGUGAUUGUCUGCUACCUGGAAACGUCUACAUGACAAGCAACUGUGCGAGAUCGUGUGGAGUUUGCAAACCUAAUGGUACCUUUACUUAUUCUGGUUGA
Messenger RNA from Protopolystoma xenopodis, 699 nucleotides. NCBI's taxonomy places the organism in Eukaryota, Metazoa, Platyhelminthes, Monogenea, Polystomatidea, Polystomatidae. The record is from the annotation of a GenBank genome assembly.